UGGUAAUAUAAAUAAAGCAUUUCGUUCGUUAUCAGUAUGAAGAAAUCAUUUUGUUUUCGUGUUUAAAAUAUUGAAUCGUGACAAAAGAAAAAAGGACAUAUCGACAAAUUGUUAAACCAUAUCAACGAGCUUUAAACAAUACUGACAUUUAACUUCAUAUAAUAUUAAAUUUACAUCAGCAUUUUCUCUAUCAUCAUUAUUUCCUUUUGUGGAUUGAUUGCAACUGCUUUUAAUAUAUUUAGUUUUAUAGUAUCGACAAUAUAAUCCAGUUGUGUAUUUUACAUUUUUUUACUGCAGAAUUCUAAACUUACAGGAAAAUAUAUGUAUUUUUAUCGGAUAAAAUAUAAAAAAUAAUUCUUUGAAAUGAAAGAAGAGACUAUAUUGUUAUUUAUACUGAAUGUGAUGUCAAUAUCGUCUAGGUCAUUGAAUGAUGUUUGUGACACUAAUGACAUCCAAUGUCAAAAUUCACAAAUCCCUAAACCAAGGGAGAUAAUUUACGGACAAUGUUACCGCAACGCUGCAAUUCGCAGAUUACUGAAAGUCAGUUUCCUCACAUGUCUUAAAGAAUGUAUGAAAACAUCAACGUGUUCCAAUGUUAGUUACAGACGUGACUGGAAAAUGUGUGAUAUAAAUGGAAAUCUGAACUCGGAUGUAAAACUGGUACAGGAAUAUGGAUGUUUUUCAUCGGAUAUAAAUUCAUGGUCUAGGACACUAAUUGGCAAAUGUGCUAGACACAAUUGUGCAGAAGGACACAAAUGUGUUUUGAAAGGAGAUACAACUAUAUGUGAAUUGGCAUAUUGUAUCGGAAAUCCAAAUGUGAGCAAUGCUCUAUUGAAUGAACCAUUUGGACUUUCAAGAGACCUGGGCCACGGCAUGAUGUAUAAGUGUAUAAAAGGAAUGAAAAUAUCUGGGAAACCUUUUGCUGUCUGUCGAGAAACAGGAAGAUGGAAAUCUAUGUUUAUCUGUGAAAUACAAUGUGAGAACGGAUGGAUAGAAUUUGGUGGCCAUUGUUAUUACAUCGGACCUGAUAAAAAAACGUGGGAAGAUUCUGAGACUGAUUGCCAGAGGAAAGGUUCUCACUUGGUUAAAAUAGAGGAUGCAUCUGAAAAUCUCUGGCUGGAACAAGUUAUGAUUGAGAAAAACAUUGAUAGCCUGAGAAUUGGUGCACAUGAUAGUGUUCAAGAAGGAAGAUGGCGAUGGAUUUAUGAUAACACAUCUGUAGAUUUUACCAACUGGGGUGAUAAACAGCCUAAUAAUUAUGAUAAUCAGGAUUGUGCAGAAUUGUUGAAAUCCUCUUCGUACCGAUGGAACGAUGAUUUUUGUACAUCGUUGUUGCGAUAUAUAUGUGAGAAAUCGAUUGGAGCUUAACAUUCUUCACCAAGGUGUAGAUGUAUGUUAUCUUACUUUUGCUUAUGACACUACCAGCAUUAACAUUCCAUAAUACAAUGUUAAUUUUCAAAGUUAUGUUGUUUCUAACGUAUUUAGGUAUUUAUACAUCCUUAGCUUCAAAUAUUUUAUUUUGAGCGUUUCAAAUGAACACUGUGUCUAAACUAUCAAAAACAAUGUUUGGACUCAAUAGUAUAUAAUAUCCGGUACGGUGACGAAUCAUCAACAGACAAUGAAAAGGUAGAAUUUCUGUUUAUUUUUUUGUUAUUUUUAUGAUACUGAAGAAUAUAGAUACACAGUUUAUUAUAGUGACAGUGUGUAUAACAAAAUAUGCACAAUAUUGAAAUAUUUCAAUUAAAUUACACCCGGCCCAAUGGACCUAUCAGUCACUUUAAAUAGAUACUAUAGUAUUAAUUCAGAUUGACAUCAGGAAUUUAUAUACAUGUUAAUUAUUUAAAUAUAAGUGUUGUAUGCGUUUAGUUAAUGACUGUUCUAAGUAUCGAGCUGUUUUUCGAGGAUAUUCAGACAAUAAUACAUUAAACUUUUCACUGUUAUUCAAAUUCAAUACGAUUUCACUAAGUCCAGAGAAUAAUUGAUUAAGUAGCCCAUUGUAAAAUUCGCAUUUAACCAGAAAGUGUAGUUCAUUUUCAACAUUUCCGGAGUCGCUCAUCUACAUAUUCGUUGGUAUUCUGGCUCACCAACAAAACUUCCUUUUUCCAAUCUUAGCGGAAGAAUGCCACAUCUAAAUUGGGCCAGUACCGAUCUUUCUCUACGUUUUAAAUUGGGUUUAAUAUAUGUUUCUGUUAAAUAUAUAGAUUUAAAGGUUCUAUAUGUACGCAGUUUCGGAAAGUUAGAUAAGAGUGUAUGCCAUUUUGUUUGACAUCUAUCCAUAAGAUUGUUUCUGACACUUUUAACAUCACAUUUUAGCAUUUGUUGAAAGUUAUCAUCCAUACCAACUAAGGACAUUAUUGUUCUUACACUAGAUGACCAAUUGUUCGUAUAUAGUUCGUAGUCCCAUAGGAACACCUUUUUUUCAAAGUCUACUAUUGUCCAUAUCCAUCAAUCGGUUCCAGUAUCUAACCAUAUUACACCAGCGACGUUCUUUUGAAGGUAACCAUACAACAUCUCCGUUGAUAGCCAUCUUUGCGAACUCCUAAAAAGUGUCUAAUGGCCUUGUUUUGAACAGUGUCGACACAAAUAAAGUCUUUAUAACCCCACACUGAAGAACAGUAGUCGAGUAUAGGCACAAUACAAGAGCCAUACAGUUUUUCAUAAGUCUUUAUGCCAAAUUCUUUUAAACUGUGUAUCUUCGAUAUAAUAGCUCCGAGUGCUCUUCCUCCAGCUGUAGAAAGAUUUUCAGCAUUCGACGUAUAAUCUGUUUUCUCAUUGUAAAUAACUCCAAGGUAUUUAUAUUUGUCUGUAAUUUGCAAAAUGUUUCCUCCGAUUCUGAACUGAAAUUCACUCCGUUUUUUACGAGAUGCUCUGACUUGUCUGUAUUUAUUAAGACUCUCCAUUUUUUUGCACCAAUCAUGCAAUUUAUCUAGCAUCUUUUGCAUAUCACAUUCAUUCUCGGUCAUCAAAACAAUAUCGUCCGCAUACAGAAGUAAAGACAAUUUCGAUUCUCCAAUAUUAAUACCAAGUCCACGUGCAUUAUUUUCAUCAACAAGAUCAUCAAUAAAAAACAGAAAAUAAUGUCGGAGAUAAAUGAUCACCUUGUGUUACACCAGAGUUACAUAAAAAACAAUCGGACAUUUUAUUGUUUAAUCGAAUACUUGCGGUUGUUUGCAUAUAUAAACUUUUAAUAGAAUUAUAUGUUUUCCCAUCAAUAUUGUUAAACAAUAGUUUGUACAGCAACAUAUCACGAUCUACGAAAUCAAAAGACCU
This is a messenger RNA of Mytilus californianus (California mussel), 3270 nucleotides long. Its product is annotated as versican core protein-like. The record is from RefSeq and is a predicted model, not a curated record. Bases 364 to 1368 code for a protein of 334 amino acids. The transcript is spliced from 6 exons. NCBI's taxonomy places the organism in Eukaryota, Metazoa, Mollusca, Bivalvia, Mytilida, Mytilidae.